AUGCCUCCGCUCGGACACCCCUUGCGGGCAAGGGCCAUCGGGCUGUACAAGGAGCUCCAUCGACUGGGGAGGGAGUAUCCGGAUCCCAAGUACAACUUCUUGGGCAAGCUGCGCAGCAUGUUCGCCAAGAACGCACACCUGACCGACGACAAGGAGAUCAAGGCCAAGCUCGACCUGGCCGAAUUCGUCAAAAAGGGUAAGCUCGCAGCCUUGAACUUGCUAGCAGCCUUGUUGCUGACCAUUGACUCGCUAGCAGAAACCGAGACAUUGUACUCGCUGAAAAAGUACCGUACAAUGCGUCGUCGUUACGUUCAGGACUAG
Molecule: messenger RNA, 321 nt
Organism: Moesziomyces aphidis
Lineage: Eukaryota; Fungi; Basidiomycota; Ustilaginomycetes; Ustilaginales; Ustilaginaceae
Source: the annotation of a GenBank genome assembly